AUGUCUCGCAGGCGCCCACGCUCUGCGGUCUCGGCGCGCGAUUGGGAGAUGAGCAAUGGCUACGGGGGGCUGCCCGCAGGAGCGACGGCGGGGCGGCCCAUCAGGCGUGUCAGUGCGCUGCGCAUGAAGGAGGAGGCCGAGGUCGGCGCCUCGGCGGCCCGCCGUCGGGCGCGGGCACGGCGCCUCCUCGCGGCCGAGCCGGCAGUCAGCAAGGCGGACAGAGGCGGCCCAGGUUCCUGGCAGGACCGUGGGGCUGCGGCGCGCCCUGCCUUGCGUUUUGCCGCCGUGAGAGGUCGCGUCCCGGGCACAAUGAGGCGGCGGCGGAACGCCGCGUGGCACGCGUUGCUGGUCCCUGCGGGCGGAUUCGCGCGCGCAUCCGCGCCGGGCAUAGUGCGGGCCGCCGCAGGCCCCCGCCUGGGGUGGCUGCCCCCGCUCCCUGAGGCGGCCGCGGUGUCCUUCGGCGACUUCGAGGCGGCACCCGAAGAGCAAUGCCAGGCUCUCGGUGGCGAGGACGAGGGCCGCUGUGAGGACAGGCUGGAGAACCUGAAGGGCAGUUCGGUCGGUCUGGACCUGGACGAGGACGAGGGCCUUCGCGAGGGCAGGACAGGCUGGAAGACAUCAAGUAGCAUGCACAAGCGCAAGUUCGGCCUGAACCUGGACGAGGACGAGGGCCUCCGCGAGGGCAGGCUGGAGGACCCUAAGGGCCCGUGCAAGCGCGAGUUCGGCUUGGACCUGGGCGUGGACGAGGGCCUCCUCGAGGGCAGGCUGGAAGACAUGAAGGGCCGGCACAAGCGCAAGUUAGGUUUGGACAUGGACGAGGACGGGGGCCUCUGCGUGGACAGGCUUGCUGAGGACCUGGAGGGCAUGCACAAACACAGCAAGUUCGGCCUGGACCUGGACGAGGACGAGGGCCUCUGCGAUGACAGGCUGGGGGGCGUGAAGGGCCGGCUCAAGCGCAAGUUCGACCGGGACCUGGGCGAGGACGGGGGCCUCUGCGAGGACAGGCUGGACAAAGUGAAGUGCUUUCGCAAGCGCGAGGUCGGUCUGGACCUGGGCGAGGAGGAGAGCCUCGGCGAGGACAGGCUGGAGGACAGGAAGGGCAUGCGCAAGCGCAAAUUCGGCUUGGACCAGGACGAGGACGAGGUCCUCAGCGAGGGCAGGCUGGAGGACCCUAAGGGCCCGCGCAUGCGCGAGUUCGGCGUGGGCCCGGGUGCUGACGCGAGCCUUUGCGAGGAUAGGAUGGACGACCUAAGGGGCCUGCGCUCGCGCAAGUUCGGUCUGGAGCUAGACGGAGACGAGAUCCUCCGCGAGGACAGACUGGAGGACCUGAAGGGCAUGCGCAAGCGCAAGUUCGGCUUGGACCUGGGCGAGGAAGAGGACCUCUGCGAGGGCAGGCGGGAGGACUCGCAGGGCCCGUGCAAACGUGACCUCGGCCUGGACCUGGGCGAGAACGAGGACCUCGAAUUCCUGUCUGUGGACGAGCUCCUGGAGGCGGGGGCCGCCCCCCGGAUGGCCCUCGCAGUGGCCAGCAUCCUCCUGGGGAUCCCACUCGAGGGCCCCAGGACUUUGCCGCGUGAGCUCGCCUGA
Prorocentrum cordatum is the source of this 1587-nucleotide messenger RNA. The record is from the annotation of a GenBank genome assembly. Lineage: Eukaryota; Dinophyceae; Prorocentrales; Prorocentraceae.